Messenger RNA from Colossoma macropomum (tambaqui), 1138 nucleotides. RefSeq names its product SIN3-HDAC complex associated factor (gene sinhcaf). The record is from RefSeq and is a predicted model, not a curated record. Gene Ontology annotation, biological process: negative regulation of cell migration. NCBI's taxonomy places the organism in Eukaryota, Metazoa, Chordata, Actinopteri, Characiformes, Serrasalmidae.
GGCGGCGCGCAUGCGCAGAGGCUUUACUACGGGCAGACAGAGUGAGACGGUGAGGACGGAGAGCGGCGUGCGCGGGCAGUGGCGCAUUGUUUUAUGACUAACGUGUGGAGCGAGUUCAGUUCUCCGGUUUUCCCGCUUGAUUCGCUUCUGUCGCCGUGUGUCCCCGGUAGCCGAGAUGUUUGGCUUUCAUAAGCCGAAGAUGUACCGCAGUCUGGACGGCUGCUGUAUCUGCAGGGCAAAGUCUUCCAGCUCGCGCUUCACGGACAGCAAACGCUACGAGAGAGACUUCCAGAGCUGCUUCGGACUUGGCGAAACACGUUCUGGUGAAAUUUGCAAUGCUUGUGUGCUACUGGUGAAACGCUGGAAGAAGCUUCCUGUUGGAUCCAAAAAGAACUGGAAUCAUGUGGUUGACGCACGAGGUGGACCCAGUCUAAAGAUGACGGUGAAGUCUAAAAUGAAGUCUCUCUCCAGGAGGAUCAGGCCAAAUCAAAUCUGCCGAGUGCAGAACGAACUGAAAAGGAACAACUCUGACGCUCAUAGCACCACCUCCAGCGCCAGCCCGGCCCAAUCUCCCAGCUACAGUAACCAAUCAGACGAGGGCUCUGACUCUGAGCUCACUCCUGGCUCCUCUCGAUCCCCAGUCUUUUCCUUCCUAGACCUGACCUACUGGAAAAGGCAGCGAGUGUGCUGCGGCAUCAUCUACAAAGGUCGCUUCGGAGAAGUGCUGAUUGACCCUCAUCUCUACAAGCCCUGCUGUCAGAAGAAACAGGAUCGGGAGCAGGAGGAGGAGGAGGAGGAGCAGGAGGAAGAGGAGGUGGAUCUAGUGAAAGAGGAAGGACCGGCUGAUCAGAGCCUGCUGGCCUCUCCGCUCCCCCAGCCACUCUCUCCCGCUCUGCCGGUCAAAAGGGAGGUCGAGGAGGAGGAGUGGUAAGGACCCUUUCACGGAGAACUGAUUCGGCAUUCUAAGGAAGCCUUUGAGGGUUUGGGGGCUGACGUCGUCCUCCGGCACUCUUAAAGAACUCCUCUCAGAUUGCCUUCAAUUCAAGAGCAGCUGGAACCUUGUCUGAGUUUUUGUUUUAGUUUAUUUUGGUGAUGUGGGUGGGGUGGGGUGGAAUUCUGUUGAUGUGAGUCUGCUGAU